Anopheles bellator is the source of this 1855-nucleotide messenger RNA. It is a transcript of the gene Hydr2, whose product is annotated as abhydrolase domain-containing protein 2. The record is from RefSeq and is a predicted model, not a curated record. Lineage: Eukaryota; Metazoa; Arthropoda; Insecta; Diptera; Culicidae. The transcript is spliced from 6 exons. The coding region runs from base 242 to 1711 and encodes 489 amino acids. Gene Ontology annotation, molecular function: acetylesterase activity; monoacylglycerol lipase activity. Gene Ontology annotation, biological process: sperm capacitation; steroid hormone receptor signaling pathway; medium-chain fatty acid biosynthetic process. Gene Ontology annotation, cellular component: sperm plasma membrane; sperm flagellum.
ACCGUAGUACUUGUUCGUUUCGUUAGUGUACACUUCGCGUUAUCAAAUGUGUCCUUCAGCCAGCGAUUAAAACACGCGAAAACGCUCCGUAUUGCCCCGGCGUGGCUUGUGUUUUCCGUACGUGAACUAAUUUUUGUGGCCUCGCAUUCUCGAAGCAAGUUCGGUUUCGUUUCGGUACCAUGUGUUUCCGUUUGUGGCUGUGCGAUUUCCUGUAAGCGGUGCGGCAUCGUUCUCCAGACGAAUGUCGAUUUUUUCUCGCCACCGCCGGGUUAAGAUUCAUAAAAAUCGCUCAAUUGAUGUGGUUCGAGCAAGUGUUCAAAAAUCACAAACAGCCGAUUGGCCACCGCACUGUGCUCCGAAUUGUUCCUUUAUUUUGAAUCCAGACAACGCGGCCUACUUGUGGCAUCGGAACGGUUUUCUCAAACUCGAUGACAUCGUAGCCGAAGAGUGCCGAAAUUGUAAAGUGGGAAAGUUUCAAGGAGAAAACAUGUCGCCCGCAUUCCUGGCCGUGUUCGCCGUAAUCCUGUGCAUCCUGUUCCGGAUACUGAACGUCAGCAGCACGCCUCAGAUCCCGCAGAUCGUCUGCAAGGAUGGCCAGUUUAUGGAGUGCUUCAACAAGAUCGCGCCGAUGCUGCGAGAGCCAUACAUUCCGACCCGGCUGUGGGGCUUCAGUGGCCACAUUCAGACAAUAAUUCACAGCAUUGUGGGCCGCGUCAAGUGUCCGUGGCCGCUGGGCGAACGGGUCUAUCUGUCACUGACGGAUGGUUCCACGCUGACGUACGAUCUGUACCAGCCGCUAAUAACGUCCGUCGAAGACGACAUUACGGUGGCGAUCUGUCCGGGAAUCGGUAACUCGUCCGAGUCGGUCUACAUCCGCACCUUCGUCCAUUACGCCCAGUGCCACGGGUAUCGGUGCGCGGUGCUUAACCACAUCGGUGUCCUCGAUAGCGUGCAGGUCACAUCGUCCCGGAUAUUCACGUAUGGUCACACGGAGGACUACGGGGCUAUGAUAAAUAGUCUGCUGAAAAAGUACCCCACGACCAACAUCGUUUCGGUCGGAUUUUCGCUCGGUGGCAAUCUCAUCUCGAAGUAUCUCGGCGAAGCGACGCGACCGUCGAACAUCAUCGGUGGUGUGUCGAUCUGCCAGGGAUACAACGCGGUGGUUGCUACACAGUGGCUGCUGAAAUGGCAGAACUUCCACCGCUUCUACCUGUACGUGCUGACCGAAAACGUGAAGAGCAUUAUCAUGAAGCACCGACACGUGCUGUUGUCGGACGACAUCAAGCAGCGGUAUCAGCUGAACGAGCGCGACAUCGCAGCCGCCGCGACACUGCCUGAGUUAGACGAAGCUUACACCCGCCGAGUGCAUAAAUUCACAAGCGUAAAGGACAUGUACAGCUGGAGCUCGUCGCUCAACUAUAUGGCCAACAUACGGCGCCCGAUGGUGUUUGUGAAUGCACGCGACGAUCCGCUCGUGCCCGAAAAUUUGCUCGAACCGGUGAAACAGUUUUCGGCUGCUAAUAAUCAAUCGCUGUACAUCGAACUAGCAAACGGUGGCCACCUUGGGUUCUAUGAAGGUGGCUUGAUCUACCCCAAUCCAGUUACCUGGCUCGAUCGCGCACUGGUAUCACUGAUCGGUGGUAUCGUUAUGUCUCACAACGAUUUGCUGGUGGCAAAGCGAACGGCAGAAACGAUGUCGAUGUCCAUUUAAGAUUCACUAUCACCACUCCCUUCACACGUGCCACCACAGCUCCCGGCACCGGAGCUAAACCACCUGCUAACCUAUGGCCGCAUGCGCUGGGGACUAAUGUUUGCCACUCUGCCGUCGGUGGCCGCGGUUCGUGGUUUACUCGUG